UUUUUUCCCAUGAUGCACUUGUCUUCCCUUCCUAUCUCGCGCCUUCUGCCUGCGAGAGAGACGCGGUCCAUCUUGCGUGUUUCGUCUUCGCAGCGCACUUCGUUGUGCUGAAUAAUAAUGGCGGCGUCCGGAGGCGGAUUAUCGUCACCCAGCAGCGUCGCGGUGGCGAUGAACGCUCAAACGGUCGCCCGAGGUCGUUUCCCGGGUAGGCCCUGUACGGGCCGCGCCAGCCGGCUGCGGCUCGGGAAGCGAACCAAACGCGGAAGACUCAGCUCGGACGACGGGGAGACGUCGGACGGAGGGCCGAGGCCUCUAGACCUCGGCCUCCCGUUGAGCGAGGACCCGGCCUUGCUGCGCCUGCUCGGGGUGACUGAGAAGUACAAGCGGCGGAGAGAAGCGGGGUUCGACUCGAGCCACAGCGAAGAGGAUGAAGACUUUGAUGGAUUUGGAGUGGCAAAAAGUCGUCCACACAAAAAAUCGAAGCCUCUCAAAGACUGUGCUCCUGCACCCAAACCUCUUGUUGGAAAAAUACUCCCCAAGACUUCCCCAAAAUCUAGUGUGAUUGGGAAAAUUGUGCCAAGGAACUCAGAGGAAGAAAAAGCGAUUAAAGUAAAAAGGCCACCAAAGACAAGCAAAUGUUCAGAUGAACAGACAUCAAAGUCAGGUAACAAAGCUAGAGACACACAGCAGGAGGAAAUGUUGAACCCGCUGCUCACCGCAACAGAAAAGGCAAAAACUUCCAAAAUUAAAGUGCGUGAUGAGGUGUCAGAGGAUCCAAUGCCGCCGAGGAAGCGCGGGAAGGGCUGGCUGACAGUGCCGUCUUUGCACCGGCGCCAAAGGAAGAAGAAAGCCGUGGCCUCCUCCCCAGAAAUUGGAGUGGAAGCUGGAGUGCAGAGCGGACAGGGGGCGACGGCAGGGACAUCUCUGGUGCCGUCAAAGCGUCGCACAUUCAAAAGAAACGCCCGCAAGUCUUUGUUUGGCCACAGAAGAAAGCCGCAAAACAACACCUCUCCCGCCAUUGCCAGCCCAAAACGUGUCAAGCGUACAAAGCAUGUUUUUUACACCUACGUUACAGAACCUGCUACUGACACACCACCGCAAGCCGACCCCGGCUCUCUUUUUGAUUCUGUCAACGCCAACCCCGCAGCUGUGAUGACGGCACGGUCGUCACGCGUCAUCAAAACACCAAAAAGGUUCCUGGAUCAGGGAUUGGUCCCCUUUCCAAAGGGCCAUUUGUCCUCAUGGCUGAAGAAUCAACCACAGAGGGAGGACGAAAAGACCAGCACGUCCUCCCACGAAUCUGCAUGUGACGCCGACUCUGUAUCUGUAUUGGAAAGCCCCUCCGCUGUUGCUGCCAAGCUGACACCGCGACCCGGUUAUGGCACCAGUCACCUUGAGUUCUACAAGAACCUGAAGAAGCUCACCUUGAAGCUGGCGGAGAGGAGAGGCCAUUUUGUCCCUCAAAGUGAGGACACGCAUGCCGACGUUUUAACACCACGCAUCAAAAGGAGGCGCAAACCAAAAAUCACCAUGGAAGAGAUGGACUUGCCUGGGGUGGUAAGAAAGCUAGCUGUGUCAGUAAACACUGACGUCAAGACAUCCUCCCAGACCUCGCAGGAAGACACGGACAAAAACAAUGAAGCAGGAAGUGCGGAUGCUCGCCAGGCGGUGGAAAUCUUUCCCGGCUAUCGCGUUGGUCUAAGCGGAGCCAAUAAGCGAAUGCUUCACCUGCUGAAGAAAGCCAAAGUGCAGCUCAUUAAGAUUGAUCAGCAAAAGCAGUUCAAGUUGUCGCAGUUGAGCUCCAGAGAGUCCCAAGUGCCAGUGAGUGGAAGGAGGAAAAGGAGAGUCAACCUGUCUUCUAAACUUGGUAGUUCUCAGGAGCAGCCACUGCGUGGUCCCAGGAUCAAGCAUGUUUGCCGGGCGGCAGCAGUAGCACUGGGCCAGCCCCGCGCCAUGGUGCCAGAUGACAUUCCUCGCCUCAGUGCCCUGCCCCUCCACGAGAGAGAGGGAAUUGCCCUAUCUCCUGCUGUAGAAGAUGUUGCAGAUGAUGAUGAUGAUGAUGAUGAUGACAUCUCUGAUCAAGGCAGGGCUCAGUGGCUUGUCUCUCAGGAACCCCUCCAGUGGCGACGGCGAGGCAGGAGGCGCGGCCGCAAGUUCAGAAAAAGGAAGGUCCUAAGCCGGUAUAGGCCCGGUGGCAGCCGCUCACGACGCUGCGGAACAUGCAAGGGCUGCUUGGUGGACAGAGACUGCGCCAAGUGUGUAAACUGCCACGACAAGCCCAAGUUUGGGGGGCCCAACAAGAAGCGACAGUGUUGCAUAUACAGGAGGUGUGCACGGAUUGAGCAAGCAAAGACAGAGCGCAUUGUCAAACAAUUCACAGGCCGGGCCAGGAAUUUUUGUGCACCUGUGUCGAGCAGCAAGGACAGCAACUGGGGGAAUAGACAGUCAAAGAUGUCUGACACGCCGAAUGAAGUCCGGAAACAGUCCCUGCGCAACGUCACGCCACGCUCCUAUUGGAACCUGCUCAAGUCUGAAUCAGACGAGGAGCAGGAAGAAGUAAAGAAAUCCAAGGCUGACAAGCUGGAUGAUAAACUAGAUGCCCUCUAUCAAACUGGACUAUUAUGUGACGGACGUCCCCAAGAGGCUGUGAAGCAACGUCGGCCAUUCUCUAAAGGAGUUCCAGGCAGACCUAGAAAUAAUAAGGGACAGCAGAACCCGGAAGAGAUGGAGCUCAGCGAUUUUUACCCUCAUCCCGGCCCACUUGGAACCCCCCUGCCCAAGCUGCAGCAGCAGCUCCGAAUACACUUAUACCGCCUACCUGAUUCUUACCUGCAGUCGCCCCAGUGUCUGGAUCCAUACCUUACAUACUCUCAGCCUGUAACACAGACUAAUGUUCCACAUGAAUUGCAUGCUGUAACGACCUCCAUGCUGCCAUCAUCCCAACUUCCAGUAGACCUUCCUCUGCAGGCGUCUGCCCCUGAAACACAGCCUUCUUCACUUCAUUUCCAAAUGCAAGCCCCACGACACACUCCUGUGUUGCGACUGUGCCGCUUGCCUCAGUCUAUGGUGCACGCUGCCUUGCAAAAAAACGCGUCAUCAUCAUCUCUACCAUCCCCAAAAUCGGCGUCACGCUCUGCUUUGACAGAGGUGAUGGCCACUUUGUGGUUUCAAGGGUGCGCGCUGUCACAACUGCCACCCAUUGAUGUUUUAACCAAGAUUGCCCAAACCAACAAAGGGCAAAUUGUGGACGGAAUGACGCAAAAAUGCCAUCAGCUUGAAGAGUCACAGGAUGGGACACAAACAAAGCGGGAGGAUGAACCCAAAGAGAAGGACACUUCUGCAAAAGAGACGUUGCUGCAAAGGCCUGCAGGAACUGACGCACAUUGUCUACUUCAUUCCCAGAAUGCUCCGGAGUACGUGUCAGUGAACGCCCCCUUGGGUUUCACUAACGGAUUCCCCCAGAAGGGCAUGGUCCAAGACCAGAGCAAGAUCCGAGUAGAUUUUAAGGAGGACUGUGCUGUGCAGAAUGUGUGGUUGAUGGGCGGGCUCAGCAUCCUCUCAUCUGUCCCGACCACACCUCAACCCGUCUGUCUGCUCUGUGCCAGCAAAGGUCGACAUGAUAUGAUUUACUGCCAGAUAUGCUGCGAGCCUUUCCACAAUUUUUGCCUCACGGCUGACGAGCGCCCUCUGGAGGAGAACAAGGAGAACUGGUGCUGCAGGCGCUGCACAUUCUGCCACGUGUGUGGGCGUAGAAGCAAAAAUUCAAAGCCUGUGCUGCAAUGCAGAAAAUGUCAAACAUCCUACCAUGCUUCUUGCCUGGGACCAACAUACCCAAAGCCCGUAAACUGCAAGCUGCCCUGGGUCUGUAUGACGUGCAUUCGUUGUAAAAGCUGCGGUGUUACGCCUGGAAAGUCAUGGGAAGUUUCUUGGAACCACGAAGAGAACUUUUGCCCCGAUUGUUCCCUUCUCCAUGACAAAGGUCACUUCUGCCCAGUCUGCAACAAGUGUUACGAUCACUGCAGCCGGCCUGCGCAGAUGAUUCGAUGUUCCAAAUGUUGCCACUGGGUGCAUCAUGCAUGUGAGGGGCUUUCUGAGGAGCUUUACAGCUUGCUGUCGAGCCAACCUGAUAGCGGGGCGUUCAUCUGCUCUCCCUGCUGCCAGCAUGGCAAAGAAAACUGCACCUUGAAGGAGCAGUUGCACGACCGGCUGCUGGUCAGCUUGGAGGAGGUUCUUACUGGCCUUCUCACCUCUAACGUCAGCCAGCCCCUCACGCUCUGUAAAUUGUGUCUAGAAACAAACAGGGCAGAGUAUAACAGUGAACAACCAUCAGUUUGUGACCUACAAGCCAUGCACACAAAGUUAAAAGGAGGCGGCUACUCGUCCAUUAAAGCUUUCCACGUAGACUUUGUCUUUAUGAUGAGGACGUGGCUCAAGAAGGAGGCUUCUCUCUUUGAGGAUGCUAGAGAGCACUAUGUCAAAUUGAUGGUGCAAGUAUUCAGCUGGCUGCCCGCACACUACAAAAAGAAGUUUUGCUCAUUCUCUGAGCAACCGCCAAGUGCAACGUUCCCAGAAGCAGUUCACCCGCCUUCCAAAGAGCACAGCUAUGCACAGUGGAUCAAGAGGGCGCACCAGCCCCGGGAGUGUAGAGGGGCAUAUGCGGGGAAAGCUGGCUUCCUAGGUGUGAAAAAUCAUCUGGAGGCCAAAGAUUGCCGGCAGUGUGCUUUGUGUCAACAAUCCGGCGACUCUGUUCCCAGAGAAGCAGGCCGGCUGUUAUACUUGGGCCAGAAUGAGUGGGCCCAUAUCAACUGCUGUCUUUGGUCCGCCGAAGUUUAUGAGAACAACGGGGCUCUUUUCCGAGUACACACUGCUGUUUCCAGGGGGCGCCACUUGCGUUGUGAUCGUUGCGGGCAGUCGGGAGCCACUGUGGGGUGCUGCCUCUCCACCUGCCAGAGUAAUUUCCACUUUAUGUGCGCUCGAGCCCAAGACUGUGUGUUCCAGGAGGACAUGAAGAUGUACUGCUUUAAGCAUAAGGACCUUGUCAGCGUGGAGAUGGUGUCUGGGCAAGGAUUUGAAGUCCCCCGGCGGGUCUAUGUGGACUUUGAAGGGAUCACUCUCAAAAGAAAGUUCCUCACAGGACUUGAGCCUGAAUCUAUAAAUAUGACCAUCGGGUCUCUGCAGAUUCAGAAACUUGGUGUGUUGUCCGAACUCUCAUCUAAUGGGAGGACGUUAUAUCCUGUUGGAUACCAAUGUUCACGGUUAUACUGGAGCACCGUGGAUCCACGCAGACAAUGCAAGUACACCUGUAAGGUAACAGAAGUAAGCACACCGCUCCCUGCUGAGGAGCAGGAUCUGAAGUACGAUCAGGAGGAGAAUCACACCAUAGUCCACAGUCCUAACCUAUACAGGGAUGUGGAGACCCCAGAUUGUUUUAGCACCUCAUCCAGUCCACUCACCUCCGCUACCCCGUCCCCUAAUUCCAAACACAAUGCACUCGGAUCCAAACAUGCAAGCUACACGCAGACCAGGAGACCAGCAGGGGGAUCAUCCCGACCCCUCCCUUCUCCAGGUUCAGGCUCUUCCAAAUCGCAUCAAAUUCUCACCCUGCGGGACCUGGACAACAGCCCACGACGUAGAAGGCUGUCGUCAAGGAGCCGCUGUAGCGCCUCUCCGACUGAGAACGACCCCUCUGCCUUGCGCUCUGGCGGAGCCGUCCUCUCUCGAUGCGCCCUGUUCAGCUCCCCUCCAAGAUCCUCAAACUUCCCACCAUCCUCUCCGCCCUUGUCGAGGCAAAACUCGCUCUCCCCAGUCUGGAGCUCCCCAUCUCGAUCCAUUUCUGCAGCGUUCUCUCCUCUCCACGUGUCCCCCAAAGGGAGGCACGCCUUCAAGAUAACCACUCCAGUGUCUGCUGAGGUUCCCCAAGACUUCUUAGCGUCAUCCGAGGCAGAGGAAGCUGCCGUGGCUACAACAAACGGGAUCUCACUUGCUCCUGACAAAACAGAGGAAGUGGCGCACCUGAUGGCACAGGACCUGCCCUAUACUGUGUUGGACACCGACACUGAGGUAGCGGUGGCCUCUGUUUUGAACACCCAACUAAUGUUUGACGAGACUCUGCUCACUGAUAACAUAGUGUUGAACUGCGGUGCGCAGGGCGUGAGGCUGGAUUCCGACGAGACGGCUGUGGAAAUGCAAAUAAAGAGCCAGAAUGCGGACUCGGAAGAUGACGACGACUCCAGCCAGCGUAUUAAACUCACGCGCACCGUGGUGUGUGAGGCAGUUAGCAGCACACAAAUGUCAACACUUCAUUCGACACCGUCUAUUCCCCAGCUAGACGGGGCGGACGACGGGUCGGAAAGCGACCGAAGCGAGGAGGCAGACGACGACAAAGUUCGACGUGGUGAAAGUUCUCCAAUUCUCGCCAAUCUCAGGACGCCUACUAAGCAGCUGACGGUUGCUCUCAAGAGGUUGGAGUCUGCUUACGAGGUGUCGACGUCGCAACAAGGUCAAAGCGAGGCGAGUGAGUUCCAGGAAGAGUCAUCACUGCCUGUUUUUCUCGACGCUUUCGACCCGCACAUGUCUCUUCAAACCGAGGAGGUUCUCAUAGACAAUGAGACAUCUGCCAAAGAUGUAUUUGUCGAGUCAAACAACGUCUCCAAUCCUGACAAUGAUGAUGUGUCUUCCACAGACUCCACCGAGGGAUUUAAAGAUGAUGCAAAGGACCUGGACUACACCCCAAAGCCUACAAGCCCAGCACAAAUGAAAAAAAUAAUUGUAAAGAAAGUACGCCACACUCCCAGCCCCCAAAAGUCGUGUCUCUCACCUCAGCAGCACAAAAUUAAAGUGAUCUUGCCCUCUCGGUCAGCACAGGUUGUGAACAACACCUCCAUGGGCAUGACCCCUUCCCCCUGUCCAGUCACCGCCCCUAUUGUGUUCAACGGGACAAGCACUCUAAAUGUCUCACCUGGAGCCAUGCGUGGCAAAACCAUUUCCAUUCGUUUGGACAACUCAAAGCCUGGAGUGCAGCAGCAAGCACAGCUGGUAGUUCCCAACCAGGCAGCGCAUGCAACCCCUCCGUCGACUCCCCAGGUCCUGCUAGUCAACAGUCAGGGGCAGAUUCUGCGCAAAGACUUAAAAACCAACACCUAUCAGACGCUCAGUUCAACUUCCCCCACCUAUAGUAAGAUAAGUCAGAUUGCUAAGAUGCUCCAUGGUCGUAACUCCGCGCAGCAAAUAGCCCCUCGUGUGACCAUCAUGCCCUGCACUAGCGCACACGCUACCAACGUCCUCCCUGCUGGAAGCCACAUGCCAUUACCACCCAACAACAAAAAAGUAAUUUACAGAGUGGUGCCCAUGAAACGCAUUACAACUCUGAGUCCACCCACCCAUGCCACGGCCCCAGUCACUGUGCUCUGUGAUUCCAACCCGAGUUCCGCCCCCUACCCCAUCACAUUGCGCCAUGAUCCUGACCCCAGUCCCGCCACUUCCCCCGUCACAUUGCGCUUUGAUCCUGACCCCAGUCCUGCCCCUUCCCCUGUCACAUUGCACCUUGAUCCUGAGCCCAGUCCUGCCCCUUCCCUCAUCACAUUGCGCCAUGAUCCUGAGCCCAGUCCUGCGGCGACCACCGUCACAUUGCACCGUUAUCCUGACCCUGGUCCCGCCCUGUCCUCUGUCACAUUGCGCUGUGAUCCAAACCCCAGUCCUGCCCUGGCUAUGUCUGAGGACAGGACCACCAAAACAAUGGCCUCCCAUCAUGACCCUCUAAAGACAAUGCCCAUCAUCUUGAAUGUUGCUAAACGCAUGAGGACCAAGCGUCAUACAAUACGAGUUCAGGACCAUGAACAUUAUUCUGCUGUCGCAGGCUCUGAGUGCCCAAGUGACUUGCGCGGGGUGCCCGCUGACAAUCUGCAGACAACUCCUGGACUUAUGCCACCUCAAGUGCGUGACAAGCGCAUCAUUCCAUAUCAAAAGAGGAAAAAAUCCAAAGUGGACUUUUUAAGCGAGCCUGCCGAUGAACUUGAAGAUGAAUGUCAGGAUUCCAGUGUUUUUCCUUGCAGUGGUGUGAAAAGACAAGCUCCGCCUCUGAAAAACCAUCCCAACGAGGAAAGUUCAACCACACCUCUAAUGUUGAGAAUUACUCCUCCAACUUCUUCAAGGCAUGCUAAGUUAGAGAUUCGACCUGCUCCUUCACCAGCUACUCAAGGUAGGGUGCACACGUGGGUCAGUGCUCGCCAUGGUAACCUCUCUGAUUGGGAGCCUGUUGCAGGCGGUAGUUCAGAGGAUGAGGUCCCUUUGCCCAAACACAGAAAGAGAACCUACACAAACCAGCCUCACCUGCGUUUUGAAAUCACCAGUGAUGAUGGCUUCUGUGUUAAAGCCAACAGUAUGGAGGUCGCUUGGCGUGCCGUCAUCGAGGGCGUUCUGGAUGCCCGGGCUGACUUCCACAUGAAGCAGCUGCCUCUGGGCAUCAUGUGCGGGCCGCGGGUGCUAGGCGUGGUCCACGACGCCGUCAUUUUUCUGCUGGAGCAGCUGCAGGGCGCCGCCAAUUGCAAGAGCUACCGCUUCCGAUUCCACCGAUGCGACAACAUCGAGGAAGAGCUUCCACUUAACCCAAGCGGCUGCGCCCGGGCUGAAGUCUACACGCGGAAAGCAACAUUCGAUAUGUUCAACUUCCUGGCUUCUCAGCACAGAGCACUUCCUGACAUAGUUGGACUGUAUGAUGAAGAGGAGGAUGAAUUCCCGCUCAAGUCGUCCAGGCGAGCCACCAGCAGUGAGCUUCCCAUGGCCAUGAGAUUCCGACACCUGGAGAAAACUUCCAAAGAAGCAGUUGGCGUUUACAGGUCUUUAAUUCAUGGUCGAGGCCUUUUCUGCAAGAGGAACAUAGAAGCCGGAGAAAUGGUGAUCGAGUACGCUGGCACCGUCAUCCGCGCUGUCCUGACAGAUAAGCGGGAGAAAUAUUAUGACAGCAAAGGCAUCGGCUGCUACAUGUUCCGCAUCGACGACUUUGACGUGGUGGACGCCACCAUGCAGGGCAACGCGGGGCGCUUCAUCAACCACUCGUGCGAGCCCAAUUGUUACUCGCGAGUCAUCAACGUGGAUGGCCGCAAGCACAUCGUCAUCUUCGCCCUGCGCAAGAUCUACCGCGGCGAGGAGCUGACGUACGACUACAAGUUCCCCAUUGAGGACGCUGAGAGUAAGCUGCACUGCAACUGCGGGACGCGCCGCUGCCGCCACUUCCUCAAUUGAGCAGAUGGAAUGUUGAAGGUACACCUCUGUCACAUGGAGCCACAUGUCUUAUCUCAGAUGAAGACUACUUCCCAUCAAUUGCUGGAAUAACCAACCAGGAACUCAUGGUUUCCAUCCACUCAUCUUUCCACAAAGGCAAGGUUGCAGGGAAAUAUUUAUUCAGCACUUUGCUUUGACUCAGUCCUUUUUGUUUUCUGAAAUUUCAACUCCAAGCUCACCCUUUAUUAUUUGCUUUUUUCCUCUCCUUUUUCUGUGGGUGUUUUUCUUCAAUGAAGAUGCUGGUGACAUUCACCUAAUGUGUUUUAUUGGUGGUCUCUCCAACCCAUUUCACCAUUUUUAUUUCGAAGUCACACAACCCAAAAUGCUUUUAUCCCGCAGUUGCCGUCUUGUUGGUCGUCGUUUUAAUGUGUGUAAGUUAGGGAAGAGUUUCUUGCCUCAAUAAAUAUGAUGCUCUGCACUGUCCCUUAAUCCGAAUCUUGGAAAUCCUCUUUUUUUGUAUAUUUGAACAAUAAAUGUAUAUAUUACAACACACUUUUGUUUUUGGUAUGUAGAAGACUGACAAAAAAUGGAGUCUUGAGUUAUUCCGUUCAAUUUUUAACUGGCUCCGUUGUCGUUCCAAGUAAAUGAAGCAAAUACUGACAUCUAACUUUGAUAUACCUGCAUUACUAAGUAGAGUUCAUACUAACUAUAUUUGAUGUAUUUGGCUUCGUCCAAAUAGGUCUAAAUCUUAUAUUUAGUGGUUACAAGUUUGACUCCGCCCACUUCUUAAAAGCUGUUCAUAUCUUUUUCCAUACUAGGUCAACAUUUUUCUUCCUUUCCUUUUACAUCCUCCACUGUACAUAGUUAUAUAAAAUGCUUUCUAAACCUGUUAAGUAUUUUUCUACCUACGUUCUGUUGUUUUUAUUUAAGUUCAAUAAACCUUUUGUAAGUUUCAAAUUGA
Nerophis lumbriciformis (worm pipefish) is the source of this 10180-nucleotide messenger RNA. RefSeq names its product lysine (K)-specific methyltransferase 2Ba (gene kmt2ba). Gene Ontology annotation, cellular component: nucleus; histone methyltransferase complex. Gene Ontology annotation, biological process: positive regulation of DNA-templated transcription. Gene Ontology annotation, molecular function: DNA binding; protein binding; histone H3K4 methyltransferase activity. The record is from RefSeq and is a predicted model, not a curated record. NCBI's taxonomy places the organism in Eukaryota, Metazoa, Chordata, Actinopteri, Syngnathiformes, Syngnathidae.